AUGGACACCAUCCUGGGAAUCCUAAACGUCCAAAAGCUACACACAACCAGCAAGCACCAAGAGAAUAAGGACAAACCACCAGAGACACGGCGGAGAGGAACCAUCAACAGCAUCCUUCUGGCCAUGUCCACCGUGUUCCCAGUGUUUGUAUUCUUCACACACAGGGAAGACGGCUUCGAUGGAAACAUCCUUCUCAGGUUCACUACACUAGUCUUCCCCUUCUCAUAUUCCGCGGCACAGCACUUUCUUCUGCUCUCCAGCAACUGGGGAUCAAGCUGCAGGUCAUCCUCCGGACUGUACCGAGCACUCUGUCUCGCCCUCAAUGCUCUCCUUGCUGUGUUUUUUGUCAUUUCCAUCUGUUCACUCAUUCUGUUUACUGCUGACGAGUGGGACGACAAUGAGGCCCUAACCAUCUGCUCCAUGCUCUUCCCCUCCUUGCUCCUGUCGUCCACCUGUCUUCUGUCCAUCUCCUGCAACUUCGCCACAUUCCAGUUCGUCGAUUCCGGGCCUGACAUCCCCAUCGACUUGCUGAUAUUCCUGUGCCUUGUAAUACUGCAUAAGACUUCUCCACUAGAAGAUUACGAAUACCUCCCCUACUUUGCCAUUCCUUCCUUUAUCCUCGUUCUUGUAAGGUCGUUCAAGGAGCGCCUCCUCCCAAGAAAGAGCUCCCCACCCGCUGCUGCAUGGAGAGUAGCUGUCUUUCUUCUCAUCCUCGUCCUUACUAUAUCCGUGUAUGUAUUCAUAUCACGAGUGUGCUGGGCCGUCAUCGAAAGCAAGUGGGAAGCCCUAACCAGCGACUAG
Messenger RNA from Encephalitozoon cuniculi GB-M1, 801 nucleotides. RefSeq lists its product as uncharacterized. The transcript has a single exon. Lineage: Eukaryota; Fungi; Microsporidia; Unikaryonidae. The record is from RefSeq and is marked provisional. Bases 1 to 801 code for a protein of 266 amino acids.